AUGACAGAUGUUCUUGUGUCGACUUUAGUCCAGUCGGCUGCGUGGUCUGUUGGUCUUGAUGAGUCUGGGGAAGACCCUCUACUGGACACGUCAGAUCUUUUUUCUAAGGGAUACUUGGAAGCUGCUCAGGCAGCUCUGGAGAAGGAGAUUCUCAACCAAGUUCAAAGCCUAAAUGACACAUUUGACAACAUUGAAUUUGACGAAUAUGCCAAAAACUUGGAACCCAGCAAGGACGAGCUCCGAGUGGUAGAGGAGGUCCGUACAAACGGUCUUAUUCUUACUUCACUUGAUGAUCUAUGGCUACUACGUGGUGGAUAUCAAGAGGUCCAAGCGCUUACCGAUCUUGGGGAAUAUGCAUCAGCACUUUCUUCGCUUGACAAUGUGUACACUAAAUUACGUGCUUUCAAUGGUAAAUGGGACACCGAGAAGCCCAAGCUCAUUACCACAAUUCAGGAGAAGCUUGAUUCUACAAAGAAAAGCAUAAUUGAUUCGAUAUAUACUCAAUGGGACAAGUCUCUACGCUGUGAAGAAAAGAUUCCAGAUGCCGACUCUUUGAUAAAAAAAGCCUUACUUCAGGUCAAACUUUCUGAUGAACUUGACAAUUACAAUUCCCUUUUUGAAGCACUUAGACAUCUUGAUGCAUCAGAAAUUAAAGAAAACCAGUUUGUUGCUUUCAGUAGGCUUGACAAUUUCCUCACCUUUGUCGAAAAAUACAUCUUUCAGCCUGUUCUUGAGCUGAGAGUAGGUGAAGUUGAGCAAUACAACUCUACACUAGUUUUGUCAGACAUUCAGCGCCGUGUAGAAUUCGUUCCACAAAAAUCAGUAUCCGAUCUUGCCCAACAGCUUGUUUUUGUGUUGGACUUUCUGCACCAUAGCCUUGCUGAAAAGUUUUCAGAGCUCUACGAUAAUAUUAAGCGUCGCUCACUUACACGACUACUCUCAACGCUUCUUGGGAGCACUUUUACAGACUUGUUACCAGAACACGAACGGGACUUGGCCCAAUUUGAGAAGGAUCUCAAUGCUGCGGCAUUGACUAUUCAAGAUAAGCUUAUAAGCAAUGGAUGGCUUUCUCCAGGUUCCGACGAUUUGGUUUCUUGGGCCCAAAAUCUUUCGGAAGUUUGGGUGGCUCAUCGCAAACAACAGGCACUUGACGAGUUGCGCCAUCGGUUAUUUAAGAUUGGUGAGGCCAAAGAGCUGAAACUUGUGCGUGUACUUGAUGCAGAAUUUUUGGAACAUGGUUCUUCUGAACAGACUAAGGAACUGGAAGCUGAUGACUGGGAUGCCUGGAACGAAGAAGAAGAAGAAAAAGAACAAGAGAAAGAAGAACAAAAGAGUGAAGAAAAGAAAGAAGGUAUUGAAAAAGAAGUUGGAGCUGAUGAUGGUUGGGACGCAUGGGGUGACGAAGAUCCGGUAAUUAAAGACAAUGAGGAGCAUGUAGAAGAAGAAGAAGACCCAUGGGAGAGUGGAGAUGUUUCUGCUGAUCCUGUGCCUGAUUCUAAUACAGAAGAUGAUCAGGAAGAUCCAUGGGGAGAAGAAGAUCCUGUUAUUGAGCCUGAAAAAGAAGCAGAUUUGGAAGAAGAUGCAUGGGAUGCUUGGGGUGAUGAAGAUGUAGCGGAAGAACCGAUAGUUACUAAGACCAAAUCACCACAAAUAACACAGUCAACAACUCAUGCAAAUCAUCAGCCCAAAAUGCAGCACAAGGCGCGACAUUCGCAACGUGAUUCGCUCAUGUGUAGUAUUUCUGAAAUUCCUGCGGCGCUUAUUGACGUUGUUGAUAAGUUUAUUGCUGAGAUUCAAUUAUAUUUUACUGAGCAUGAAAAAAAGCAUCACAUCCAUCCAGAGUCUUCUAUUUUACAUUACAGUGAAAGUAACCAUGCAGCAAAACAGAUUGAAGCAAGCGUUUGCGAUUUGCUGGCACUAUACCGAGCAAUUUCCCCCCUGGUGUAUGGCGCUGCACCCACACCUUUAAUUGUUUACAAUGAUAUUGUACAGAUUGUAUCACGAUUAGCGGCGUUAGCACCUAAUGGGACUGCAUUUGCAUCUGAGAAUGAGCAUUUGUUUAUGAUGGCUGAUGCCCAACUUUCUGGUGUAGUGGGAGAACAGCAAGGUAGGGUAGAAAAAAUGCUGGCACUUGCCAAUGGAUUUUCUAACUGCAAUUCCGAAGAGAACUUGUUUGUGUGCCAAGGUGCGAUUGAGCGGACGACAAAUGUUUUUGAGGAGCUUGCUGAGGUGUGGGAAGAGUGGAUGUCGUUCCCUCAGCGGGUCAAGGCACUAGGGGUUUUGUUAGAGUAUAUUGCGACUGAGAUAAUUCGCGACAUUGAGGCGCAAGAAAACAUUUCUGAAGAAGAAUCGAUGGAGCUGGGCAAACUGAUUAAGGUUGUUGUGUCACUGGAGCGAGUUGUGGAAGACCCAGAAGGUGUAGGACCACCUCACUUAGACUAUACACCAUCAUGGAUCAAGUUGCAAAGUCUUGCGCGGGUGCUUGAAAGCAACCAGGAGACAAUUCUACACAUGCUGCGGAACAAUGAGCUUGUGGACUUUUCAGCUAAGGAACUGGACCACUUGAUUCAAGCGUUGUUUGCUCCGUCCGAGUACCGUAAUCAGACCAUAGCUACGAUAUAUAAAGAAUGUGCUGAGUAA
Magnusiomyces paraingens is the source of this 2640-nucleotide messenger RNA. RefSeq lists its product as uncharacterized. Bases 1 to 2640 code for a protein of 879 amino acids. Gene Ontology annotation, biological process: endoplasmic reticulum to Golgi vesicle-mediated transport; mitotic spindle assembly checkpoint signaling. Lineage: Eukaryota; Fungi; Ascomycota; Dipodascomycetes; Dipodascales; Dipodascaceae. Gene Ontology annotation, cellular component: RZZ complex. The record is from RefSeq and is a predicted model, not a curated record. The transcript is spliced from 2 exons.